Delphinapterus leucas (beluga whale) is the source of this 2347-nucleotide messenger RNA. NCBI's taxonomy places the organism in Eukaryota, Metazoa, Chordata, Mammalia, Artiodactyla, Monodontidae. The record is from RefSeq and is a predicted model, not a curated record.
GCGGGGCCCGGGCCGCGGUGGUAGGCGCGCGUCGCUGGGCGCGCGGCCUGGGACGUGCGGUUCUAGGCGCGGAGUCGAGCUUGGGUCGGGUCGCGGCGGCACCAUGGUGCUGUGCCCGGUGAUCGGGAAGCUGCAGCACAAGCGCGUGGUGUUGGCCAGCGCCUCCCCGCGCCGCCAGGAGAUCCUCAGCAACGCGGGCCUCAGGUUCGAGGUGGUCCCUUCCAGGUUCAAGGAGAAGCUGCAUAAGGCCUCAUUUGCUACUCCGUACGCAUACGCGGUGGAAACGGCCAAGCAGAAGGCCCUGGAGGUGGCCGGCAGGAUGCACCAGAAGGACCUGCGGGCCCCUGACGUUGUCAUCGGAGCAGACACCAUCGUGGCGGUGGGAGCGAUGAUCCUGGAGAAGCCUGUGGACAAGCAGGACGCCUACCGCAUGCUGUCAAGGCUGAACGGGAAGGAGCACAGUGUGUUCACGGGCGUGGCCAUUGUCCACUGCUGCAGCAAAGAUAUUUCAGGUCCAGGGAGGACCCUGAGGCUGACUUUGAGCUCUUGGGCUCCCCGAGCACAUCCCACAGACGGCCGGCUGGACACGGAGGUCUCGGAGUUCUACGAGGAGACCACGGUGAAGUUCUCAGAGCUGUCAGAGGAGCUGCUGUGGGAGUACAUCAACAGCGGAGAGCCCAUGGACAAGGCUGGCGGCUACGGGAUCCAGGCGCUGGGCGGGAUGCUGGUGGAGUACGUGCACGGGGACUUCCUCAAUGUCGUGGGCUUCCCCCUGAACCACUUCUGCAAGGAGCUGGCACGGUUGUACUACCCGCCCCGCCCCGAGGACCUGCGGCGGGUCAGGCACGACUCCAUCCCCGCCGUCGACACCUUCGAGAACCUGAGUGACUCGGAGGCAGGUGGCUCAGACCCAGGUCAGAGCGCCAAGGGCGGCCGUGGUGGCGAGCAGGCGGACGGAGACCGGUCACAGGCUCCGCGUGCGCUGGAUGCAGCCCUUAACGGGGCGGACAGCCGGCCCCCGUUCCCCACGGGCCUCCUGGAGCUGAUGGACGGCUUCAAAGCAUCCAAGGUCCUGUUCACGGCUUGCAAGCUCAGACUGUUUGAUGUGUUAAAAGACCAAGGCCCCCUGCAGGCCGCGGAUGUCGCCCGCAAACUCAGCACCUGCGCGGGCAGGACUGAGCAGCUGCUGGGUGUGUGCGCGGCCCUGGGCUUGCUGGAGAAGACGCGCAGAGGUUACGGCAACACGGAGGUGGCGACCCUGCACCUAGUGUCAGACGGCGAACACUCUCUCCAGGGCCUGGCCGAGUACAAUGACGCCCACGUCUGGGGCGUCUUCACACGCCUGGGCCUGGCCGUGCGGGAGGGGGCAGACCAGACCCGCGGGGUUCUGGGGGCGAUGGAGGAGGAACGCCUGUCCCAGAACAGGGAGCUGACGCUGCAGUUCAUGAGGGCCAAGCACAGCCUCAGCAAACUGACCGCCCACCACGUGGCCACGGCCUUCGACCUGUCCCGAUUCGCCUCUGCCUGCGACCUGGGAGGCUGCACGGGCAUCCUGGCCCGCGAGCUCGCCCAGGAGUACCCGCGUCUGCAGGUGACGGUGUUUGACCUCCCAGAGGUCACUGAGCUCUCUGGGGGCUUUCAGCGUGGCGGACGACAGACAGAGCGGAUCCGCUUUGUGCCAGUGAGGACACAGCGAGUAGGCCACUACCUACAAGCCAAGCAGAGUGUCCUCCGCAGGAACUGACCCUGCCAACACCUUGAUCUCGGAUGUCCAACCUCCAGACCAUGAGAAAUCAACGUGUGUUGUUGAAGCCCCUGUCGGUGGGACUUUGUUGCUUCUGCCUGAGCUGACAGAGACACACCCUAAAGCUUCAAAUCUAGGAGCAGCACGAUGGAAGCUGUGCUACUGAUUCACCAUGUAUAGGAAAGAGAACCACGAAAGCAAAAGAAAAAGAAGUGCAUAUUGCCCAUCUCUGUGCAGCUGUCUGGGGCCACCCCGUGUAGACUUGUCUGCACCCCCGUGUUUACUCUCCCUUCAUGCCAAUUCGAAGUGUUUUCUUUCUUUCUUGUUUUGUGUGUGUAAAUGUGAGCUACAUCUAACCCUUUGUGGAAUGAGGCAGGGUUAGGAGUAACAAAUAGCAAAGGUGUCUGUGUCCACAGUUACAGAUACACAUUUGGUAGAUGCAGGGACAAAUGACCCCAAACUGGGGGCUUAAAGUGACCCGAAUCCAUCCUCCUUCAGUUCUGGAGAUCAGACCUCUGAGGUCGAGGUGUCCCGCGCUCCCUCCAGAGGCUCCAGGGGAGGGUCCUUCCCGCCUCUUCCAGCUUCUGGGGGCUCCAGGCGUCC